CCUUUGCGCGCGAUCUCAAUUCGAAAGUUGUUGGGGCGAUCAAGUCAAUUCACUUCCAUUUUCCGUUGCUCGUGACGUUCAUGGCAUAAAGCAACUUCCAUAUACACCCACUCGCUGUUUCAUGUCCACGCGCCCUCAUAGAAAUGGUCCCGUUCCUCUUCGUCCACUGAUCAAAGCAAAGAUCAGAGAGAGUGAGGCCACCAGCAGCCACCAAAAGAAUCCUCCAAUUUCAAUUUUGGGGGGGGUGGGGGUUAGGGUUAUCCCUAAUCCAAAUUGUCGGUGAUCCUCGUCCGGAUUUUGAGCAGGGAAGCGAGAGAUGGGCAUCAAUUCGAUAUCCUCGGAAUCCAACAUCGAUCUGGAUGAGCAGAUCUCUCAGCUCAUGCAGUGCAAGCCACUCUCCGAACAGCAGGUUAGAGUAUUAUGCGAGAAGGCCAAGGAAAUUCUAAUGGAAGAAAGCAAUGUCCAGCCUGUGAAAAGCCCUGUGACAAUUUGUGGCGAUAUUCAUGGGCAGUUUCAUGACCUUGCAGAACUUUUUCGAAUUGGAGGGAAGUGUCCGGAUACUAAUUACUUGUUUAUGGGAGAUUAUGUGGACCGUGGAUAUUAUUCUGUUGAAACUGUGACGCUUCUGGUGGCGCUGAAAGUGCGUUAUCCUCAGCGAAUUACUAUUCUUAGAGGAAACCAUGAAAGUCGUCAGAUUACUCAAGUUUAUGGAUUUUAUGAUGAAUGCCUACGAAAGUAUGGCAACGGUAAUGUUUGGAAGAUCUUCACAGAUCUUUUUGACUAUUUUCCAUUGACUGCAUUGGUUGAGUCUGAAAUAUUUUGUCUGCAUGGUGGAUUAUCUCCUUCUAUUGAAACCCUUGACAACAUACGGAAUUUUGAUCGUGUUCAAGAGGUCCCUCAUGAAGGGCCUAUGUGUGAUCUGUUAUGGUCUGACCCAGAUGACCGAUGUGGUUGGGGUAUUUCACCUCGUGGUGCUGGUUAUACUUUUGGCCAGGAUAUAUCUGAACAAUUCAAUCACACCAACAGCCUAAAGUUGAUUGCUAGAGCUCACCAGCUGGUUAUGGAUGGAUUUAACUGGGCCCAUGAGCAAAAGGUAGUUACUAUAUUUAGUGCACCUAAUUACUGCUAUCGUUGUGGGAACAUGGCUUCAAUUUUGGAAGUUGACGACUGCAAGAACCACACUUUCAUCCAGUUUGAGCCAGCUCCAAGGAGAGGAGAACCAGAUGUGACUCGUAGAACACCCGAUUACUUCUUAUAAAUCAGCUGGUUUUUUUGGUCAUCGUUAGUAAAAGUUUCUUGUUUCUGCGUUAGAAUUUUAUCAGUCAUCCACCUGAUGCAUUUGCUGGUGGUUGUGGUAUUCUGAUGGAGAUGUAUCAUAGACCGGGAGGUUAUAUUGCCCAAUGAUUUGUCUUACAGUGAAAACCUUACUGGAUAUCAAGUCAAGAGAGAUUGCCUAGAUUAUCAAUCAGUGCCAAAGUCGUGUAUGUCCAGCAAAAUAUGUCGAUAUGCUUUUGCUUUUUGUUUUCCAUUUUUCGUGCUUUUGUAUUUUGUUUUUUUCCUUCUUUACCUUUUUUCUUUUUCGGAGUGGUAAAUGACAUUCAUAUUAGUGGAUGUUUUGUUAUCUUAUUCAGUUACUUUUUCUUCA
Molecule: messenger RNA, 1645 nt
Organism: Ziziphus jujuba (common jujube)
Lineage: Eukaryota; Viridiplantae; Streptophyta; Magnoliopsida; Rosales; Rhamnaceae
Product: serine/threonine-protein phosphatase PP2A-4 catalytic subunit
Exons: 11
Coding region: 317-1258 (313 amino acids)
Biological process (GO): peptidyl-serine dephosphorylation; mitotic cell cycle
Cellular component (GO): cytosol
Molecular function (GO): protein serine/threonine phosphatase activity
Source: RefSeq, a predicted model, not a curated record